Entelurus aequoreus (snake pipefish) is the source of this 3491-nucleotide messenger RNA. Its product is annotated as radixin. Gene Ontology annotation, molecular function: actin binding; cell adhesion molecule binding. The record is from RefSeq and is a predicted model, not a curated record. Gene Ontology annotation, biological process: positive regulation of protein localization to early endosome; positive regulation of early endosome to late endosome transport; regulation of organelle assembly. The transcript is spliced from 15 exons. Gene Ontology annotation, cellular component: apical part of cell; plasma membrane; microvillus. Bases 312 to 2057 code for a protein of 581 amino acids. NCBI's taxonomy places the organism in Eukaryota, Metazoa, Chordata, Actinopteri, Syngnathiformes, Syngnathidae.
CCGUGAUAUUGUUUUCCGGUGGGCUAGACUCUCAAAUCGCCUUACGGUUGUGUAGACAUCAACGCGUUUUUCUAUGUCCGUGUGGGAAUCUGCUUCUGUAAACGCACGAAGAGAUACGGAGAAGGACUCGCUACGAGUUGUCAUUUAUUUCUACCACCAAGUGUAACACGCCACGCUAAAAGACGCCAGGCUUUGCUCUCAGUCGAAAGACAUACUUUUCCCCCCACCUUGGUCCUGUGAUCGAGGGGUUGUAGCUGACCUGUGACAAAGAUUUUUGUUGCGAUUUGGUUUUUGGAGGAUACGACGCAAAGAUGCCGAAACCGAUCAAUGUUCGUGUGACCACCAUGGAUGCAGAGUUGGAGUUUGCCAUUCAGCCAAACACCACUGGAAAGCAGCUUUUUGAUCAGGUUGUAAAGACAGUGGGCUUACGGGAAGUUUGGUUCUUUGGCCUCCAAUAUGUGGACAGCAAGGGUUACAUAACUUGGCUCAAACUCAAUAAAAAGGUUACCCAGCAAGAUGUGAAGAAAGAGAACCCACUCCAGUUUAAGUUCAGAGCCAAGUUCUUUCCUGAGGAUGUUUCAGAGGAGCUCAUCCAGGAGAUCACCCAAAGACUCUUUUUCCUUCAAGUGAAAGAGGCCAUCCUGAAUGAUGAGAACUACUGUCCCCCGGAAACAGCAGUGUUACUUGCCUCAUACGCAGUGCAGGCCAAAUAUGGAGACUACGCCAAGGAUGUUCACAAGCCUGGAUACCUCACACACGACCGACUGCUGCCUCAGAGAGUCCUGGAGCAGCACAAACUAACCAAGGAGCAGUGGGAGGACAGAAUCCAGACAUGGCAUGAAGAACACAGGGGAAUGCUCAGGGAGGACUCUAUUAUGGAGUAUUUAAAAAUUGCCCAGGACUUGGAGAUGUACGGAGUCAACUACUUUGAAAUUAAAAACAAAAAGGGCACACAGUUGUGGCUGGGCGUGGAUGCACUCGGUCUUAACAUCUAUGAGCACGAAGAUAAGUUGACUCCAAAGAUUGGCUUCCCCUGGAGUGAGAUUCGAAACAUCUCUUUCAACGACAAGAAGUUUGUUAUCAAACCCAUUGACAAGAAAGCACCCGACUUUGUGUUUUACGCUCCUCGACUACGCAUCAACAAACGCAUUUUGGCGUUGUGUAUGGGUAACCAUGAGCUGUACAUGAGGAGGAGAAAGCCUGACACCAUUGAGGUGCAGCAGAUGAAGGCUCAGGCUCGAGAGGAGAAGCACCACAAGCAGAUGGAGAGGGCCCAACUGGAGAACGAGAAAAAGAAGCGAGAGGCUGCAGAGAAGGAGAAAGAGAGGAUCGAGCACGAGAAGGACGAACUUAUGGAGAGGCUGAGACAAAUUGAAGAGCAGACAAUGAGAGCACAAAAAGAGCUUGAGGAGCAGACUCGUAGGGCCUUGGAGUUGGAGCAAGAGCGUAAGAAAGCACGAGAAGAGGCCGAGAAGUUGGAGAAGGAAAGACAAGCAGCUGAGGAGGCUAAAAGCGAGUUGGCCAAACAGGCUGCGGACCAGCAGAAGAACCAAGAACAACUGGCUGCUGAGCUUGCCGAGUUUACAGCCAAGAUUGCUCUCCUUGAGGACGCCAAGAAGAAGAAAGAAGAUGAAGCCACAGAAUGGCAGCACAAGGCUAUGUCAGCCCAGGAGGAUCUGGAGAAGACCAAAGAGGAGCUGAAGACCGCCAUAACCCCUAUGCCAACCCCUCUGGGCGGCCACUCUGAGAGCGAGCAUGACGAGCAGGAUGAGAACCACGCCGAAGCUAGUGCCGAGCUUUCCAACGAGGGCGUCAGCCAGCUGGAUCUGCGCAGUGAGGAAGCUCGCGUCACUGAAGCACAGAAGAACGAGCGGGUCAAGAAGCAGUUACAGACUUUGAGUUCGGAGUUGGCGGAAGCCAGAGACGAAACCAAGAAGACCCAGAACGAUGUCCUGCACGCCGAGAAUGUCAAAGCGGGUCGAGACAAGUACAAAACGCUGCGUCAGAUCCGACAAGGCAACACAAAGCAGCGCAUCGAUGAGUUUGAGUCAAUGUGAAUAGACCUCUUUGCCCCGCCUUCUACUUUUCUCCUGAACAGCCGCACACUUUUUUUAAUGGACAAUUGAUGCCGCUGCCCUUUUCGUCCCCUCAGACCCAAACCCAACGUCAUCCCCUGCUUGCCAAAGUUGUAUUUCUCAUGCCCUGCAGAAGAAUUUCAAUGUGGAACUCAGAUUACGUGUGGGAAGACAGUGUAGGCAAAAAGAAAAAAUGACAUCGCUUACUUGAGCUUGAGUGCACGUCUCCUUCAAGAUUGCCUGCCCUCUUUUUGUUUUAAGUUCCUUUUGCUUUUUCUUUCAUUUUAUCGCUUGUUUUUAGUUGCCUGCCCCAAAUGCUGAGGCUAAAUCAAGCAAACCCGGCGAUUAGGGAGUCUAAUUACUUCGGGAAUGUUAUAUUGAUUAUUAAAUGCGACCAGUGUUGUCUCCUAAAGCUCAUAUAGCUGAGGUCAAUGAUGUAAAAAAAGUUGAGUAGUAUUUACGUUCAAACUGGAUUUCUAGACAUGUGAAAUAUUUUUUGUUGGGAAAAGAGACACCUGACCUGUCACCUGUCAGGUGUCGAUGGAUGAAUGUAGCAAAGGUGACAAAGGGAAAGUAUGUUACACACGCAGCUGGAAAGUGUUGCUCGUUGCAUCCCAGUGUUAGGUGUGCAGUCACUAUGGAGCGUUUGUGUGUCUGCAUCACUUUGUGUGCAAGUGGAAAUGUGGCAGCUGGCCGGGGAGCUCGGAAAACAUCAAAUCUACCUCUGGCAUGUCCUUUCCCCCCCCCCGCCCCAAAAAAAGGAGGUGGCCUUAGACAAACAAGAAGAUAUACUGAAGACAUAAUGUUGUCCAAGAUGGCUUAAGGCGACUGCAUUGGAUGGAAUGUUUGCGUUUGGACCUGGUGUGUGCUCAAAUGUUACCUGUUACAAAGAAUUGUGAGAAAUCCCUUUAAAGUCUCAAUUCAAGUUGAACACCGUCCCUGCGCAUUGGAUAAGGAUGCAUGUUUAAAAUGAAUUAACUUUGAAGAUAAUGUGUUUUCUUUUUAUUGCACAGAGCAAAGCUUUCAUGGUUGUAUUUGUUACGCAAAACUGGACAGCUGGUGCAGGUUAGGAAUUUUUAAUAGUCAAAGGGUUUUUAAAGCACUUUGCCUGCCCUUUGUUUAUGAAUAUGUUUGCCAAUCGUAGGUACAAAUGGUAAUGUGCUUCCAGGCCAUUUUUUGAGUUCCGUUCACAAAGCCUAAACCAGCCCGCGUAUGGUUAACACGUAUCACUUUCAUCGUAUCGAGGUUGGUUUAUGAAAGUAGGCUUCAGUUAAAUGUUUUUUGGCCUCACCAUGAUAUGAUGUUCUGGCACCAGCUGUCACAGUGUGCCGUUAUUCCUUUCAGAGUCAAUAUGUUUAUGUUAGAAGAUUGUAAGAUAUGGUUUGCUGGAUUACCAAUAAAAUAUUUUAAAUUUCA